Molecule: messenger RNA, 2470 nt
Organism: Oncorhynchus kisutch (coho salmon)
Lineage: Eukaryota; Metazoa; Chordata; Actinopteri; Salmoniformes; Salmonidae
Exons: 2
Coding region: 1032-1706 (224 amino acids)
Source: RefSeq, a predicted model, not a curated record
AAGAUAUUAAAAUAUUGUCCCAUUUACAUUGUGUAAUUUUUUGUCCGUUUCUAACUAGCCCCAGAGACAGGCUAUCCAAAGUCAAACCAACUUUGCCAUGGUUGCACAGCGGCCGGCUGAAACGAAAAAAGUUGGCUAGCUUGCUAGCUAGUCUAGACUACUUCCAGAUACAAAACAUGGUUAGACUUGUUCAAGUUAUUUAGAAGGAUGAGUGACUAACUGCGUAGUGUAUUGGUAGAGUGAAAGUACAAGUGCUUCCCACAUCGAAGAAUGCCUCCAAGACACAAAUCUCGUUCUCAGUCGCAUUUCCUAAUGAGAAUUGAAACCAAGGAUAAAGCAAGCAAUUCAGCCCUCCUUUAACAGUUGUCUUCGUGCAAUAUUUACAUGCAUUUCCCACAGGCUGCGCAUAGGUCCACGAAGGCAGAGGCACAGAAGAAUAUCCAGGAAAGACACGAAUAAAGUAAACCAAAAUAUCCCAGACUGUGACAACCCAAAAAAAAUCGACUACAACUCAGCGGUCAUGGGAGAGAAGGGCUUCCACUCUAGACGCCGUUGGUGGGAAGUUGGAGUUUCCAAGAAGAGUUGGAGUUUCCAAGAAGAGUUGGAGUUUCCAAAAAGACUGUCAACAGGAAGAAGGCGGUCAAAAAGACUUACGCUUCGAACACACCGACUGUGUAUUGCGUUUCGAUACACCAGAAGUACAUUAAUUUCCAAUGGAACGCUGCAUAUGCCUUGCAGCGUUGCAGAAGCAGUUGCAGUGCGCUCUGUGUCAAAUUGUAUGCGUAGACUUGACAGAAAGUAGAACAAAUAUGAAUGUUGAUUUUUUUUUUUUGCACACAUAUUCAGUAAAAAUGUGUGAUUACAUAAAAACAGUUUGAUUGCAUAAUUUCUUUACAUUUUGUAUUAAUUUAUUUGCCAAGUAUAUUAUUUAUUCGAUGACAUCCACAAAUUAAAUGUGAGAGCCUAUAAUAUAAUUUCCCUCCAAAAUACAAUAAUAAAUAGUCAAGAUAGCAGAGUAGGCUCUUUCAACAAUGAGACCAACGUUGAGGAAGGUGGUCUUGGUCGCGCUGUUGGACCGGGACCAGCGCCGCCGAAAGCGCAGGUCUGUGUGGGUCCAGAGAUGGUUAAAGUCCCGAAAGCAAGCAGGGGAGUUCCACCGUCUAAUUCAAGAGCUUCGACUGUUUGGAGAGGAAUUCCGAAGUUACUUUCGUCUGGACCGAAGCCAGUUCGAUCACCUGCUCCAGAUGGUUGGAGCCAGGAUCACCCGGAUGGAUACCAACUACCGGGAGUCCAUCAGCCCAUUUGAACCCCAUGGCGAUUUGUCUCCGAUUCUUGGCGACAGGGGACUCCUACAGGACCAUAGGAUUCAGCUUCCGAGUUGGACGGUCCACGGUGGCAGGCAUUGUCCCCUCUGUGGCUCCAUUGACAGGAAACAUGUAGUAAUCCAGGCUCCACCGUGCUCAGGUUCGCAAUUCUACAACUACAAGGGUACAUAUUCAGUUGUACUCUUGGCUGUAGUAGAUGCCAUCUACUGUUUCCGUGUUGUCGAUGGUGGUGCUUACGGCAAGGGAAGUGAUGGCGGGACCCUCCGGGACUCUGCCUUCAGGAUGGCACCCUGGAGAUUCCACCACCUGCAUCACUCCCUGGGGCUGAAGACCUGGGACCUGUUCCCCACGUCUUCGUCGGCGAUGAGGCCAUCCCUUUAAGACCCAACCUCAUGAGGCCCUACGCUGGACGCCAGCUGCCAUUGCCAAAGCCUGUAAGGAUCUUUAACAAACGACUGUCCAGGGCAUGGUUAGUUGUUGAAUGCGCCUUUGGGAUUCUGGCAGCCCGAUGGAGAAUGUAUCGGAGAGUGCUUGGUCUCAGCCCCUCAAAUGUCGAUGCCUGCGUGAAGGCCACGUGUUCUCCACAAAUAACACAAAGGUUAUUUUAAGAACCAUCCACCGUUGUCCAUAAAAUUGCAUUUUUCCCCCAGAUUACUUUAUGUAUCAUUGUCUCUCUUCAUUUGGAUGCUAUAUUUAAGUGAAAUUUGGGAGUAAAAGACCACACCUUAACCCCGUCCCUCUCCCAUUAACGUCAGUAUUAUACACACCUGGCAUGGUACAUCAGGUGAGCGGGAGCACUAAUUAAGGUUAUACGACAUACAGUUAGUAUGAUAACAAAGGGAAAGAGUAACCUAGGUAACCUAGGGUCCAUACAAAUAGUACAGUUUACCACCAUGUUCACUGGCCUGACAAAAUACAGGUGGGAAAAAAACUAAUUAGGAAGAGAAUGUGCUUUUACUUUCAUCUUUUCUUAGAUCAGCAAAGGUGUUGGGAAGAAAUAAGCAGAUUAAGUCUAAAUUAGAUAUUAAUAAACAACUGACUAUGAAAACGUUAUAAUUUAAUACGUAUUCAAGUACAGGAAAGAACAUGACAAGAACAACAGUGUGUUGUAAAAAUGUUUAAACAAAUAAAACUAUUGAAAGAGG